GAGCAGGAGCGCAGCUGAGCGUCGCGUCGCGUCGCGUCUCCAUAGCAACGCGAUCAGACGCGCGCCGCGGGGAAAGUUUCGCUCGUGAUCCGAACGGAGCUCCAGGAUGUCACGGGGGUUUCCCGACUUCCCUGAAAUAACGAGCGAAAACUUUGAACACAGUCUCUCAUCUGAUCAGAGCUUCGUGGAGUUCUUCAACGACUUCCUGCUGCUUCCGGUGUUCUCCGUGGCCGUGAGGUAUGAUGGGAUGUCUGCAGGCUUCGAGCUGCUGGAUCACACCGCUGUGUGUCUGUCUCACCGGAUCAGAACCGCUCUGAUGGAGAUCAGGUCCAGAGCUGUGUGUGAGCCGAGCUGGAGCCCUGCAGAACCCCUGCGAGACAACAGCUACAGCGUCACACGUCUGGACCGAGAGCAGACCGUCCAGUGGCUGAAGAGAGACAGACUGCCCUUCUUCCUGCGGAGCGACUGUUACUUUGAGUUCAGGUUGACUAAAGGUCUGUCUCAGCUCAGCGGGGCUCGCUCCUCUCCAGCGGAUGAUCAGUGCUGUCUCCUGUCUGCUCGGCCGUUCGGCAGAUUUUCAGAGGAGAUGGACAGCAGCUUCACCUGUCUGAACCCUUCCCGAUCAGAGCCGGACGACUGCAGCUCAGCACACGGUCGUUCUCGGUCCAGCUUUCUGGAGUUUAAGAGGUCUCUGGUCGGCGGGCCGGGAGAGAAUAUUCUUCAUCUGUGGAUGGAUAUCGAACGACUGAAGACACUCAGCGCCAAGACCAAGAGCAGGUAUUUAGGGUGGAUGAAGGGUCAGUAUGUGGUCAGCAGCAGCGCAGCGGCUCUAGGUGAACAGCUGCUGUGUAGACUGGGGUUAAACAGCGCCACCUGCUGGAGAGAGGAGCGACUGCGAGAGCUUCAGCCCCGUCUGUCAGAGAUCCUGCUGCUGUACUGGGGUCAGCGCUUCCGCUUGAUUGUGUCGGGUCAGAGGUCAUGUGAGCGAGGGCUGAGUUCUUCUGUCUGCGCAGACACUGAUCCGCAGACCGUCUGCUCCUGCAGUGAUAUGAGAGCUGAGCUGGACGGCACUGAGAUUCAGACUCUGCUGGAGGCUCUACACACUGAAUCCAGAUCUGGUUUCUUUUUUACUCAUUUCUGUCAGAAUUCAGGACAGCAGUUGUGGGAAAAUGCUGUGUAUUUCUGCUCAGAACUACUGCAGUACCACCAGCUCUUCUGCCAGAGCAGAUUUGAUCCGUACAGAGCACAGCGCACGGCUCAGCUGCUGUAUGCCUCGUACCUGAGCAGCGGUGCUCAGAUGAGCGUGGGCUUGAGCGAGGAGGACAGGAGAGCGGUCCUGCUGCGUCUGAGUCCCCCGUUCGAGGAUCUGUUUGACCGGGCGGAGGAUCAUGCUCUGAGAGUCCUGCUGGAGCCCUGGACACUGCUCUCAGAGAGACUCCGAGACGCUCCACACACUGUGGCGCAGUGGCAGGAGGUGCGUUACGCCGAGGCUGAGCUCUUCCAGACUCUACAGACUCUGUACACACACACUCAGAGCAGACAGCAGCAGCAGCACAGGACUCCAGCAGAGGGCAGCAGAGCGCCGGGGAUCUGGGACAAGGUUCCGCAGGAGUUCCGCGCGGUCCGUCUGGAUUCACUGCUGAGGAACCGCAUGGAACUACAGCACUUCCUGUCCUUCCUGGAGGAGAACUCGGCCAGUCUUGAGCUGCAGUGCUGGCUGGACGUGGAGCAGCUGAAGAAGAGUGAUGGAGCGCUGCUGGAGGAGAGAAACACCAGCAUCAAAGACAAAUAUUUCAGCAGUAACUUCCUGUUUGGAGCCGGCAGCCCGGCCACUGAAGAACAGCAGAUGAGGUUGCUGCAGAUGUGUGGUGGUCAGCAGUGUCUCCAGCGUGACUCCGUGUCUCUGUCUGUUCUCUCGGAGCUUCAGUCUCUGCUUCACAGUCGUUUAGAAACUCGAUGGCUGCCGCUGUUUCUCUCGAGCUCACAGUUCAUCAGGCGUCAGCAGCAGAAGAAGGUCACAGACGUGGAGAGAGAGCAGCAGCCGGUCAUCCGUCAGCGCAGGAGGAGACACGUCUGGAGGGCGUCUGGAGGUCUGAUGAGCUCGUCUCAGGAGUCGGUGGCUCUGCGCAGGGCUCUGUUGAAUCCCGUCACCUGUCUGCAGUUCCAGAAGUUUCUGUCUGUCCGAGAUGAUCUGCUGGAGAACGAUCUGCUCUUCUGGCUGGAGGUUCAGAGAUACAAGGAUCUGUGUCACUCCCGCUGUGAUGAUGUGGCGCUCCAGAGGAAGGUGUCCAUCAUCAUCAGCUGCUUCAUCAGUAGUUGUGUUCCGCCGGCGCUGCAGAUCCACGUUCCUCCAGAGGCAGCGCAGAGAGUCAUGAGUCAGCAGCGAGCGCUCGGGCCAUACGUCUUCAGAGAGACACAGGCAUGUGUGUUUGACGAGCUGCUCAAGCACUGGCCGGAUUUUGUGGCGUUGCGCUCCGCCGUUGGAGAGGAAGAGCUUCAGCGAGUGCUGGACAGAGAGACACGGAGCAGGAGACCGACAGAAGAACAGGACGACAGCUGCUCACAGCAGGAGGAAGAGGAUGAGGCACAUGUCGUUGCUGAUGAAGAGCAGAACUGUGGGACUGACGGCACGAGAGCAGCCACAUAUAAGAUCUCCUGGUCCUACACUAAACACAUGGCAGCGCUGGAACACGAGAAAACACCAUCCUCUUCCUCAUCCACGACAGAUCAACACACACGCACACACAGACGCUCCAGACACACAUCUGAUCAGAUGAAGAACCAGAACGAACACCGAGCUGAAGACAGAGCCUCAACCGAACAAGUGACACGUGUGAUGUACAGUUAGAUUUUAUUAACAAAAAACAGAUUCAUUAUAUAGUGACA
Molecule: messenger RNA, 2886 nt
Organism: Carassius gibelio (silver crucian carp)
Lineage: Eukaryota; Metazoa; Chordata; Actinopteri; Cypriniformes; Cyprinidae
Product: regulator of G-protein signaling 22
Exons: 24
Coding region: 107-2848 (913 amino acids)
Biological process (GO): regulation of signal transduction
Molecular function (GO): G-protein alpha-subunit binding
Source: RefSeq, a predicted model, not a curated record